CUGUUUUUUUUCCGGGACCUGAAAUGAAAGUGAAAGUUAUUCAGAUCAGAGCUGCAGUCGAAGCAAAUCUCUGUGUUUCUGUGUGAAGGAAAAUAAAGCGAGUUCAUCUGUUCUUUCUCAGCUACUGACUCCAACACUGAGGUCAGACAUGUCUGCUGGCAGCAACCAGAGAUCUGAGGAUCAGUUUCUGUGCUCCAUCUGUCUGGAUGUGUUCACUGAUCCAGUCUCCACACCAUGUGGACACAACUUCUGCAAGAACUGCAUCACCCAACACUGGGAUGUUAACAACAGCUGCCAAUGUCCAAUGUGUAAGAAGGAGUUUCACUUUAAACCUGAUCUAGAAAUUAACACCUUCAUCAGAGAGAUGGUUGAUCAGUUCAGACGUGAAGCUCAGCAGGAAGCCAGCAGCAGCAGCUCAGAGCAACAAGCUGCCAAACCAGGAGAAGUUCCCUGUGACGUCUGCACUGGAACCAAACUGAAGGCCCUGAAGUCCUGCCUGGUGUGUCUGACCUCCUACUGUCAGACUCACCUGGAGCCUCAUCUGACAGCUGCAGGUCUGAAAAGACAUCAGCUGAUGGAGCCUGUGGAGAACCUGGAGGACAGGAUGUGUAGGAAGCACGAUAAACCUCUGGAGCUGUUCUGUAGGACCGACCAGACAUGUGUCUGCUUGCUCUGCUCUGUUUUAGACCACAAGACUCAUGAGUUUGUUCCUCUGAGAGAAGAAUAUGAAGGAAAGAAGGCAGAGCUGGGGAAGACAGAGGCUGGAAUCCAGCUGCUGAUCCAGAAGAGACGACUGAAGAUUCAGGAGCUGAAAGAGUCGGUGAAGAUCAGUAAAGAUGCUGCAGACAGAGAGACAGCAGAAGGUGUUCAGGUCUUCACUGCUCUGAUGGAGUCUGCUCAGAGAGGCCUGGACCAGCUCGUAGAGGAGAUCCAAGACAAGCAGAAAGCUACAGAGAAACAGGCUGAAGCCUUCAUCAAAGAUCUGGAACAGGAAAUCUCUGAGCUGAGGAAGAGGAGGUCUGAGGUGGAGCAGCUCUCACGCUCUGAAGACCACCUCCACCUCCUCCAAAGCUUCUCAUCCCUGGAAGCUGCUCCACCCACCAAGAACUGGACAGAGGUCCGAGUCCGUCCACCAUCAUAUGAGGGCACUGUGGUGAGAGCUGUGUCUCAGCUGGAGGAGACACUCAGGAAACAGAAGAAGAAGCUGCUCGCUGAGGCUGAGCUGAAGAAGGUCCAGCAGUCUGCAGUGGAUGUUACUCUGGAUCCUGAUACAGCACAUCCUCAACUCAUCCUGUCUGAUGAUGGAAAACAAGUUCAUCAUGGUGAUAUGAAGAAGAAACUUCCAGAUAAUCCAGAGAGAUUUUCUUACUAUGUUUCUGUUUUAGGAAACCAGAGUUUCUCUUCAGGCAGAUUUUACUUUGAGGUUCAGGUUAAAGGAAAAACUAAAUGGUAUUUAGGAGUCGCCAGAGAGUCCAUCAACAGGAAGGGAGAAAUCUUACCGAACCCUCAGGAUGGUUUCUGGACUAUAUGGUUGAUGAAUGGAAAUGAGUACAAAGCUCUGGCUGAUCCUCCAGUCCGUCUCCAUCUCCAGUCUGGUCCUGAGAAGGUGGGGGUGUUUGUGGAUUAUGAGGAGGGUCUGGUCUCCUUUUAUGAUGUAGAUGCUGCAGCUCUGAUCUUCUCCUUUACUGGCUGCUGCUUCACUGACAAACUCUACCCGUACUUUAAUCCAUGUUAUAAUGAUGGUGGUAAAAACUCAGCUCCUCUGAUCAUCUGUCCUGUCAAUCAGACGUCAGAUCAAAGCUGCUGUCAAAGCAAAUCUCUGUGUUUCUGUGUGAAGGAAAAUAAAGCGAGUUCAUCUGUUCUUUCUCAGCUACUGACUCCAACACUGAGGUCAGACAUGUCUGCUGGCAGCAACCAGAGAUCUGAGGAUCAGUUUCUGUGCUCCAUCUGUCUGGAUGUGUUCACUGAUCCAGUCUCCACACCAUGUGGACACAACUUCUGCAAGAACUGCAUCACCAGAUACUGGGAUGUUAACAACAGCUCCCAAAGUCCAAUGUGUAAGAAGGAGUUUCACUCCAAACCUGAUCCAGAAAUUAACACCUUCAUCAGAGAGAUGGUUGCUCAGUUCAGACGUGAAGCUCAGCAGGAAGCCAGCAGCAGCAGCUCAGAGCAACAAGCUGCCAAACCAGGAGAAGUUCCCUGUGACGUCUGCACUGGAACCAAACUGAAGGCCCUGAAGUCCUGCCUGGUGUGUCUGACCUCCUACUGUCAGACUCACCUGGAGCCUCAUCUGACAGCUUCAGGUCUGAAAAGACAUCAGCUGAUGGAGCCUGUGGAGAACCUGGAGGACAGGAUGUGUAGGAAGCACGAUAAACCUCUGGAGCUGUUCUGUAGGACCGACCAGACAUGUGUCUGCUCGCUCUGCCCUGUUUUAGACCACAAGACUCAUGAGUUUGUUCCUCUGAGAGAAGAAUAUGAAGGAAAGAAGGCAGAGCUGGGGAAGACAGAGGCUGGAAUCCAGCUGCUGAUCCAGAAGAAACGACUGAAGAUUCAGGAGCUGAAAGAGUUGGUGAAGAUCAGUAAAGAUGCUGCAGACAGAGAGACAGCAGAAGGUGUUCAGGUCUUCACUGCUCUGAUGGAGUCUGCUCAGAGAGGCCUGGACCAGCUCGUAGAGGAGAUCCAAGACAAACAGAAAGCUACAGAGAAACAGGCUGAAGCCUUCAUCAAACAUCUGGAACAGGAAAUCUCUGAGCUGAGGAAGAGGAGCUCUGAGGUGGAGCAGCUCUCACGCUCUGAAGACCACCUCCACCUCCUCCAAAGCUUCUCAUCCCUGGAAGCUGCUCCACCCACCAAGAACUGGACAGAGGUCCGAGUCCGUCCACCAUCAUAUGAGGGGACUGUGGUGAGAGCUGUGUCUCAGCUGGAGGAGACACUCAGGAAACAGAAGAAGAAGCUGCUCGCUGAGGCUGAGCUGAAGAAGGUCCAGCAGUCUGCAGUGGAUGUUACUCUGGAUCCUGAUACAGCAAAUCCCUGGCUCAUCCUGUCUGAUGAUAGAAAACAAGUUCAUCAUGGUGAUGUGAAGAAGAAACUUCCAAAAAACCCAGAGAGAUUUUCUCUUUGCAUUAAUGUUUUAGGAAACCAGAGUUUCUCUUCAGGCAGAUUUUACUUUGAGGUUCAGGUUAAAGGAAAAACUGACUGGAUUUUAGGAGUCGCCAGAGAGUCCAUCAACAGGAAGGGAGGCAUCGCACUGAAACCUCAGAAUGGUUUCUGGACUAUAUGGUUAAGAAAUAGAAACGAGUACAAAGCUCUGGCUGAUCCUCCAGUCCGUCUCCAUCUUCAGUCUGGUCCUGAGAAGGUGGGGGUGUUUGUGGAUUAUGAGGAGGGUCUGGUCUCCUUUUAUGAUGUAGAUGCUGCAGCUCUGAUCUUCUCCUUUACUGGCUGCUGCUUCACUGAAAAACUCUACCCGUUCUUCAAUCCCUUCCCUAACGAUGGUGGUAAAAACUCAGCUCCUCUGAUCAUCUGUCCUGUCAAUCAGACGGUCUGAUGGUUUUCCUCCAUGACCAGUGAAUCUGGUUCUGAACCAGUUUCAGUCUGAGUUGUACUGGUGGAGAGAUGAGGUUGUAAAUGUCAGCAGUUCAGUUCACAUCUGGAUGAUUCUGCAGCUCGUUCCACUUCUGUCUCCACGUUUCUUCCUUCUCUUCACUGUCAAAUAAAGCAGAGUCAGAUGCUUCCUGCAUGAUGGAUUAGAUCAUUGUUAUAUAAUGUUGAGUUUGAUGUGUUUUCUUCUUGAAUGUGUCCCACUGAUGAUGGUUUUUCCCUCUGGGACUCUGUAGUCAUCGUCACUAACAGGAAGUUAGGAGGGUCUCAACACGUUUUAAAGCAACACUGAAUGAAAUGUUUGUUGUUUUCUCCCAUUAAACAUUUAUCUUCAUUUAUUCUGGACAGAAAUCAAACGUCUGAAAGAAAUCUCUGAAAACUUCAUAUUAACAUGAUCCUGAUGUUCAUGAUGAGUGUAAAUAAAGUUCUGAUCAGAAGUGUGUCUGUGCUUCAUGUUGAUCAUCAAUAAAAAGACAAAUUAAA
Messenger RNA from Melanotaenia boesemani (Boeseman's rainbowfish), 4080 nucleotides. RefSeq lists its product as uncharacterized. Gene Ontology annotation, biological process: protein ubiquitination. The record is from RefSeq and is a predicted model, not a curated record. Lineage: Eukaryota; Metazoa; Chordata; Actinopteri; Atheriniformes; Melanotaeniidae. The coding region runs from base 149 to 3544 and encodes 1131 amino acids. Gene Ontology annotation, molecular function: zinc ion binding; protein binding; ubiquitin-protein transferase activity. The transcript has 4 exons.